AUGCUUGAGGCUCCACAAGACUUUCCAGUUCAUAUAUACUUCUGGUACUUUGAGUCUCAAGUAAAGCCAGAGACUGAUCCCUUGGCUAUAUAUAUCAAUGGCGGGCCAGGGGCAGGGUCUAUGGUCGGAGUAUUCGUUGAGAGUGGGCCAUGCCGCAUGAGCGAGGAUGCUCAGUCAACUGUACUGAACGAGCAUUCCUGGAACAAGGAAGCCAACCUCCUGUACAUCGAUCAGCCAGUGCAGACAGGAUUUAGUUACGAUGUGCUCACCAACGCUACUUUUGAUUUCAAGACCAACAUACUAUCCCCUAAAGGACCAGAUCAUGACCCAAGUAAAGAUGGCACCCUUCUUGCUGGCACCUUUGGUAGCGGAGAUCCUAGUAAAACUGCAAAUACUACUCUCAAUGCUGCCAGACACAUGUGGAAUAUCGUCCAGGUGUGGUCCCAGGAUUUCUCUCCUUACAUUGAUAAUCGAGAGAAUGACAAGAUUUCCCUCUGGAGCGAGUCAUACGGAGGCCGUUAUGCCCCGGGCUUCAUGGCAUACUUCUUACAACAGAACAAACGUAUCAAAGAUGGCCGCCUGACCGGUUCCGUUCUUCACCUUGACACUGUCGGGAUAAUAAACGGCUGCGUGGAUUUGAUAUCUCAGCAGAAGUCAAACAUUGAUUUUCCAUACAACAAAAAUACCUAUGGUAUCCAGGCAAUCGAUGAUGCUGGAUAUGAUAAGGCGAUGCAUGCCUAUGGCAAGAGAGGAGGGUGUCUUGACCAAAUAUUAGAAUGUCAUGCUCUCGCUAAGCGCUACGAUCCUAAUGCAUACGGCCAUGUUGACGAAGUCAAUCACGUAUGUGAGCGUGCAAACAAUUACUGCAACACGGAGGUAGAUGGCAUAUAUGUUGACGGGGCAAAACGAGGCCUCUUCGACAUUGCUCAGUGCCACCUAGAUCCUUUUCCUUCCAACAGCUUCUUGGGAUAUCUAGCGAAGACUGAGGUACAGGAGGCACUGGGUGUACCAGCAAACCACACGGACCCCUCAUACACAGUUGAGCAUGUCUUCAAUGUCACUGGUGACUACGUUCGGAGUGACAGGGGUGGACACUUACUUGACAUCGCCAACUUGCUAGACGCUGGGGUGAAAGUUGCCAUGGUAUACGGCGACCGUGACUUCAUUUGCAACUGGGUUGGAGCCGAGAAUGUCAGCCUUUCAGUCGACUACAAGGAUGCCAAAAAUUUCAGAAGGGCAGGGUAUGCAGAUGUUUACACCGAUGACUCCGGAGUCCCCAAAGCCCAAGUUCGCCAACAUGGCCUUUUUUCAUUCACCCGUGUAUAUCAAGCAGGACACAUGAUGCUUGCCUACCAACCACAAGUUGGAUACGAGAUCUUCCGUCGUGCAAUGUUCAAUAUGGACAUUGCUACCGGAACAGUCACAGAUGAUAUAGAAUUUUACUCUACCCAGGGGGAGAUCAAUUCAACUCACGCCGAACCCCCUUUGCCAACUGUCCCUCCAACAUGCAACUUCUGGGGCAUGGCAAUGUCAUGUGCUAAGAACCAGAUUGAGGCCAUUCAAAAGGGAGAAGCAAGUAUCGUCAACAAUAUCAUUGUGAGCCCGACUCAAGCUCCAGGUGAAUGCCCUACGCCUCAACCGACUCGCAAGAGUUGGUUUUAUAACAACGACCAACAAAGUUUCAUUAUUUAG
Trichophyton rubrum CBS 118892 is the source of this 1692-nucleotide messenger RNA. RefSeq lists its product as uncharacterized. The record is from RefSeq and is a predicted model, not a curated record. Gene Ontology annotation, cellular component: fungal-type vacuole. The coding region runs from base 1 to 1692 and encodes 563 amino acids. The transcript has a single exon. Gene Ontology annotation, molecular function: serine-type carboxypeptidase activity. NCBI's taxonomy places the organism in Eukaryota, Fungi, Ascomycota, Eurotiomycetes, Onygenales, Arthrodermataceae. Gene Ontology annotation, biological process: proteolysis.